CCUCCACACCUGGCGUGUUCUUCAUUCAUUCAACCAUACAUACAUACAUUCUUUACUAUUCAACUUCGUCCACUCUUUCAGAAAAACAUAUAGUCAAAAAUGUUCACCUCAACCACCCUCCUCCCCCUCCUCGCCUCCUCAGCGCUGGCGCUGCCCGCCCUCACCACCCGCGCCCAAACCCAAGCCUCCACCUCCCUCUGCGGCGACUACGACUACAUCAUCCUCCAGGACUCGCCAUGGAUCGUGUACAACAUGCUCUACAAUGCCGAUGAGAUCGUCGGUACCCAGUGCACCGACUACGGCGAGAUGACUACCUCCACGAAUGGCACGAAGGAGGUCGUUUGGAGUAGUGUGACUGAUAUUGAAUAUGUAGAGAGCACUAACAAUGUCCCCAAGGGAUACUCCUUCGUCGGACUAACCGAGAACCUGGAGACCAAGAUCUCGGCUAUCGAGUCCAUCCCAGCGGAAUAUACUUGGUCGAGGACGAAUUCUACUGCCUUUAAGGGCAACGUCUGCUUCGACUUCAUCACCUCCCCCACAAAGGGCGACUCCACCUCCACCUCCGCCCACGAACUCAUGCUCUGGUUGCAAUACGAAGGCGGCCAGCUCCCUAUCGGCUGGACCAACGGGGCCGUCGCCACCAUCGAUAACCUCUUCGGCACGUCCUGGAAGCUGUACGAGGACGUGAAUGAGGAUUCGGGCGUCACUGUCAGCUCGCUGUUGCCUGAUACCCAGUUCGAGGGCUCCUUUGAGGGUGAUCUCAAGGAGUGGUUGUUGGAGUUGGUCCAGUUGGGCAAGUUUACGAAAGAGGCGUAUGUGAAUGUUGGUAAUGGAGGUACUGAGUUCUUCUACGGUAACUCCGUUAUGAAUGCUACCUUGGGAUUGCAGAUUAACCUGGAUUAAAUCAUAUCCAAGAGCGGUAUUCGGGGGAAACUCUUGCGGGAUGUUAUUCCUUUUUGUGAGAGUGUUUGGGCUUGGAUAUUAAAUUCCUAUGGCUAGUCUUGUGUAACACUGCAGCUGUCACAUAUCUACCCUUGACAUAAGUCUAAUCCGAAGUGUCAAAAUUAAACGUUAACCUUG
Molecule: messenger RNA, 1080 nt
Organism: Aspergillus vadensis CBS 113365
Lineage: Eukaryota; Fungi; Ascomycota; Eurotiomycetes; Eurotiales; Aspergillaceae
Product: concanavalin A-like lectin/glucanase
Exons: 4
Coding region: 100-903 (267 amino acids)
Biological process (GO): polysaccharide catabolic process
Molecular function (GO): cellulase activity
Source: RefSeq, a predicted model, not a curated record